AAUAUUUUCCUGGUUUCCGGGUUUGGCUUGGAAUUUUUUAUCCCCUUCUUUGUCAAUUCAGUUUCAGGGCUAGAUUGAAGAAACCAUGGCCAAUCAACGGGAUUAUAUCAGCAGACCUAUUUGCAAUGGAAUAUCUGUUCCUGAAAAUAAAAUCAAUUCCUUAGUGGCUGAAGGUCAUGGACAACAAAUUCUAAAAGUACUACAAAAGUUCAGAGAACAAAAUAUAUUUUUUGACUUUAAAAUUCUUGUGAAAGAUGAAAUAAUUCCUUGUCAUCGUUGUGUACUGGCAGCGUGCAGUGAUUUUUUCAGAGCCAUGUUUGAAGUUAAUAUGAAAGAACGAGAUGAUGGCAAUGUUACUAUUAGUAAUCUAUCACCCAAGGCAGUGAAAGCUUUUCUUGAUUAUGCUUACACAGGAAAAACAGAGAUAACAGAUGAUAAUGUGGAAAUGCUCUUCCAACUGUCGUCAUUUCUUCAAGUUUCACUCCUUUCCAAAGCUUGCAGUGACUUUCUAAUAAAAAGUAUCGAUCUUGUGAAUUGCUUACAGUUGCUUUCUCUAUCAGAAAGCUAUGGUUCUGUCCGCUUAUUUGAUCAUGCGCUAGAUUUUGUACAGCACCACUUUUCCUUGCUGCUCAGAUCAAGUGAUUUUUUGGAGAUGAAUUUUGAGAUACUACAAAAAUGUCUCGAGGCUGAUGAACUAAAUGUCCCUGAGGAAGAAUCAGUGUUGAAAGCUGUCCUUCAGUGGACCAAACACAACUUAGAAACACGACAGAAAUAUCUGCCUAAUUUGAUUAAAAAAGUGAGACUACACCAGUUAUCUGAAAAGACUUUGCAGGACUUUUUACAUUCUGAAGAACACUUACUUAAGAGUGCUAAUUGCUCAGUAAUAAUCAGUGAUGCAGUUAAAAGUGUGCAAAACUUUAGUGGACUGUUUCCCGAUGCACGUCCUUCAACAACAGAAAAAUAUAUAUUUGUUCAUAAAACUGAUGAAGAUGGAGAAAACAGACAUACAUUCUGCUACAACAUCAAAACAGAUAAAUGGAAAGAACUACCACAAACGCACAUGAUUGAUCUUCCAGGGUCAAGUUUAUCUAGCUAUGGAGAAAAAAUAUUUAUGACUGGAGGAUGCAAAGGGAAUUGUUAUAGGACUGUCAGGCUUCAUAUUGCUGAACCAUUUCAUGAUGCCACUGACCAAACCUGGUGCUACUGUCCAGUCAGCAAUGAAUUCUCCGUAGUGUCAGCUAUGAAAAAACCAAGGACAAUGCACACAUCUGUUGUAACCUUAAACCAGCUGUUUGUAAUAGGUGGAAAGACCAGAGGAGCUCAAGAAACCCGAAGUCUUUUGGAUGUAGAAUCUUACAAUCCUCUUUCCAAAGAUUGGAAAUCUGUAAGUCAAUUACCAAGGGGUAUCUACUAUCCAGAAGCAAGUGCAUGUCAGAAUAUAAUUUACGUCCUUGGCUCAGAAGUAGAGAUUACUGAUGCCUUUAAUCCAUCUCUUGACUGUUUCUUUAAGUAUAAUGCUAUGACUGAUCAGUGGUCUGAGCUUGUAGCAGAAUUUGGGCAAUUUUUCCAUGCAACUCUAAUCAAAGCUGUUCCAGUGAACUGUACAUUGUACAUAUGUGAUCUUUCCACCUACAAGGUCUACAGUUUUUGCCCAGAAACCUGUGUUUGGAAAGGGGAAGGAUCUUUUGAAUGUGCUGGCUUUAAUGCAGGGGCAGUUGGGACAGAAGACAAAAUUUAUAUAUUAGGCGGUGAUUAUGCUCCAGAAGAAAUCACAGAUGAAGUUCAAGUCUACCACAGUAGUAGGUCUGAGUGGGAAGAAGUUUCACCUAUGCCAAGAGCCUUAACUGAGUUUUACUGUCAGGUCAUCCAGUUUAAUAAAUAUAGGGACCCCUGGUCAUCUGUACUGACAAUUUGCUCUGGAGAAUUUUGAAAUUCCUGAGUGAAAAGAAUCUAUUUAAAUGCACAAGUUUUAGAACAGAUUUUUAGGUAUUAAUUUACAGAUGGAAAGAUAUGUACUGUUUUGUUUAAAUCUUCAGUUUAAAUUGUAUGCUAUAUAAUUGUUUUUGGAAGAAUCCAUUAAAUUGUCAUUCAUUAUAGUCAUUAUAUAGAAGUAUUACUUAAUUUUAUAUGCAAGUCUUCUCUGUAAUUACCCAAAAAAUUUGCAGAAUCAUACUAC
Pterocles gutturalis (yellow-throated sandgrouse) is the source of this 2176-nucleotide messenger RNA. It is a transcript of the gene KBTBD3, whose product is annotated as kelch repeat and BTB (POZ) domain containing 3. The transcript is spliced from 3 exons. Bases 86 to 1930 code for a protein of 614 amino acids. NCBI's taxonomy places the organism in Eukaryota, Metazoa, Chordata, Aves, Pterocliformes, Pteroclidae. The record is from RefSeq and is a predicted model, not a curated record. Gene Ontology annotation, molecular function: protein binding.